This is a messenger RNA of Oncorhynchus nerka (sockeye salmon), 759 nucleotides long. RefSeq names its product oligodendrocyte transcription factor 3-like. The transcript has a single exon. Gene Ontology annotation, molecular function: E-box binding; DNA-binding transcription factor activity, RNA polymerase II-specific; protein dimerization activity. Gene Ontology annotation, biological process: sensory organ development; axon development; positive regulation of transcription by RNA polymerase II. NCBI's taxonomy places the organism in Eukaryota, Metazoa, Chordata, Actinopteri, Salmoniformes, Salmonidae. The record is from RefSeq and is a predicted model, not a curated record. Bases 1 to 759 code for a protein of 252 amino acids. Gene Ontology annotation, cellular component: nucleus.
AUGGACUCUGACGCUGGCUCCAACUCCAGCCGCUCCUCAUCUCCAGAUCUGGUGGUGGAUGACUCCAUGGGCAACUUCUUCUCCAACAAGAUGUUCCAAGCCUACUGCCGGGAGGAGGGGGCAGCCAGGGCCGCUGGGCAGGGCAGGACUGACCGCUGUGCUGGGGGAGGCAAGAGCAAGACCCUCAAAGAGGGUGACGUGCAGGACCUGAGGCUGAAGGUGAACGGCAGGGAGAGGAAGAGGAUGCACGACCUGAACCAGGCCAUGGACGGCCUGAGGGAGGUCAUGCCCUAUGCCCAGGGGCCCUCCGUCCGCAAGCUCUCCAAGAUCUCCACCCUGAUGUUGGCCCGUAACUACAUCCUCAUGCUGUCCAGCUCCCUGGAGGAGAUGAAGAAGCUGGUGGGGGACGUGUAUGGAGGUGGUGGUUCCCAGAGUCGCACUAGCCACCGCCGGAUCAACCCUCCGGCCCCCACAGCUCACCUCCCCCUACACCCCCUGGCCCAGUCCCUGCACUCCCUGGUGGGUAGCACGGCCUCGGCUCUCCACCACCCUUCGCCUCUCCCGGCUCCAGCCCCACACUCACCACCCUCUGCAAGCUACCUGGGCUUCCACCAUGCACCCGUACAGAGCCUGCUGAAAGACCCUCUCCACCUAGCCAGCUCCUACAGGCACUUUCCUGGUAUGCCCUGUCACUGCUCGCUCUGCCAGCCUCUACCAACCACCGCAUCCACCCUGCAUAGCUUUUCCAUGGGCAAGUGA